AUGGAACCAGCAGCUAUUCUUAACGUUAUCGAUCAGGUGGUAAUGGUUAUUCAACAAACUGUGACAGACGUUAAAGCGAAUUCGAAUCAAUGCAAGCGACUAGGAAACAGAAUCGAUAAUAUUACGUUGGCCUUGAAAUCAAUGAAUAGUCAAGAUCUAGAAAAACCAGAACUUCGAAAAAUUCUGAAUAACUAUCGUACUUGUAUUGAAAAAUGCCUUGAAUUCAUUACUCAGUUUAAAGAUGAAACAUCAUGGUUUUUGAAGAUCUUCGAAAACCAAAAUUACAAAAAGCAAUUUGAACGAUUAAAUCUUCAACUAACUCGAUGUGCCACUGAUUUCAAUUUGGGUAUUGAUUUGAAGCAAAUUUUUGAUUCUAAAGUUGAUGAGAAUGACCAAAAGAUGGAUUUAAAUGUCAUUCAAUGUAAACUUGAUGACAUGGCAUUGCUUAUGGCACAACGACAAAAUGAGCAAUACCACUACUACAAAGGCAUUGAACAAAAUAUUAAUCAGCGGCUUAAUUCAUUUAAGCAUCAUCUCCAGCAGAAUAUAAUAAGAAAAAGUGACGUUUCCAGAGAACAGAAAAUCGCCGAAGAAGAACAUGCCUUUCUCCAUAUUCCAUAUUACGAUUUGAUACAAGAAAAAAUUAUUGGACGAGGAGGAUUUGCUGAUGUAUAUCAUGGAAGAUGGCUUUCUCAAGAUCACGAAGUCGCCAUAAAAAUGAUUCGAAUUCAUUAUUUGAAUGAAAAAGUUAAAGGAGACCUUAUGAAAGAAAUUUCAAUUAUGUAUCGAAUUCACUAUGAUCAUAUUCUCGGCAUAUUUGGGGCUUGCAUGGAACCCGAAAAAUAUGCACUUAUCGUUGAGUACAUGUCUCUUGGUUCUCUUCACGAUGUUCUCAAAAACAAAACAUUACAACUAACAUGGCCUGAUCGAUGGUUGAUUGCUGGUCAGAUGACCAAGGGCAUAAACUAUUUGCAUACACUUCCAAAACCAAUUAUCCAUCGGGACAUCAAAUCACUCAACAUUCUUAUGACAAACAGUCUUAAUGGUUUUCUUGUCAAAGUCGCCGAUUUUGGCCUAGCGAAGAUACGUCAUGAAACGUCGCGUCAAUCGUCUUAUAACCCUUCGGUCGGCACUUUACCAUGGAAAGCGCCUGAGCUACUGAAAAUGGGAAAGCAUACAGAAGCUAGUGAUGUAUAUGCCCUCGGUGUUGUGCUCUGGGAACUGGGUACAAGCUAUGAGCCAUACGAGGAAGCUGAUGAUUCAACAAUCAGUGCAUUCGUUCUGCGAGGCGACCGAUUAGAUAUUCCUACAAAUAUUCCAAGUUCAUUUGCAGAGCUAGUUUCGAAAGCUUGGGCACAUGAACCCCAGAAAAGGCCAUCUUGCCAACAGCUUCUCAGUUUGAUAAGACAAGUCUCUUUCGAACUCGAUGCUACUAAAAAGUCAGAGGCUACUGGUAUGACUGACACAAUGAAAACUGAAGCAAUCACAAAGCAAGUUGAUGAAACCAUAGAAAAAUGUGAAGUAACCACAGAGAAAAUUGAAGUAUCCGAAGAGAAAAUUGUAACAGUCGACGGAAAACUUGAAGCAGCCUCUGAGAAAGUCGAUAAAGUCGAAUUAAAAGUAACAGUCGUCACUGAGAAAGUUGAGGCAGCUGAAUCAAUAGUUGCAGUAAGUACAGAAAAAGUUGAAACAACCUCGGUUGACGUUAGAACAGUCACAAAAACCGCUGAUACAGUCGUAACCAAAACUCCAUCAUCACAACAAUAUAGCAGCAGUCCUACGAAAUCGAAUGAAACAUCAAGCGCCAUCGGUAAGACUCAAAAAUAUUGACGU
This is a messenger RNA of Rotaria sp. Silwood2, 1833 nucleotides long. Lineage: Eukaryota; Metazoa; Rotifera; Eurotatoria; Philodinida; Philodinidae. The record is from the annotation of a GenBank genome assembly.